AUUGAAACCGAUUUUUGUAAAGGUAGGGGAGAAUUUCCGGAAGUAAAUACUGAUUUGGGAAAAAUUAGGGGCAGCUACAGGGUAAGCGUAUUGGGAAGAAAGUAUGCAGCUUUUGAGGGGAUUCCUUAUGCGGAACCACCAAUUCAAGAAUACAGAUUUGAGGAGCCUCAAGAAAAAAGGCCAUGGCAAGGAAUAUGGAUUGCAAAUAAUACAUACACAUGUCUACAAUUACAUCACGCUAAAAUAGAUGACAAUUACAAAAUUGAGGGUCAAGAAGAUUGUCUUUAUAUUAAUAUUUACUCACCACAAAUAAAAAGAAAAGAUCUAGAUGUGAUUGUAUUUAUACAUGGGGGUGCGUUUAUGUUUGGUAAUGGACAUUUUUAUGAACCUGAUAUUCUCAUGGACAAAGACGUGGUGUAUGUAAGUCUCAAUUAUAGGGUUGGAAUUUUAGGUUUUCUGAGCACGGAAGAUAGUGUAAUACCAGGAAAUUUUGGCUUAAAGGAUCAAUUAAUGGCCUUAAAAUGGAUACAAAAAUAUAUAAGUGCGUUUGGGGGAAAUACCGAUUCAGUUACCAUAACAGGAAUGUCUGCAGGAGGAGCUAGUGUUCAUAUUCAUUAUUUAUCACCACUUUCAGAAGGGCUCUUUCAUAAAGGAUACUCUCAAAGUGGCACGGCAUUAAAUCCCUGGGUUUUGGUGGAGAAUUCUCUUGAAAAAGCAAAACUAGCGGCCCAUUAUUUGGGAUGUCCAUCUGGUUCGUCCGUGGAAAUAUUAGAAUGCUUGAGACAGAGGCCCGGAUUACAAAUUGUAGAAACAACACGAAAAUUUUUUUCGUGGCUCUACAACCCAUUUUCACCAUUUGGAGUAGUAGUUGAUAAAUGGUCAAAAAAUCCGAUACUCCCGGACCAUCCAAUAAAAAUACUUGAAAGCGGAAAAGUAAAAAAUUUACCGUGGAUAUUCUCGAUGACGGAAUCAGAAGGACUUUAUCCCGCUGCAGAAUUCGUAUCUAACUCUCGUUUCUUGCAAGAAAUACAAGAGCAGUGGGACACAUUGCUACCUCACAUCCUUGAUUUCAAUCAUACCCUUUGUUCGGAAAAAUUAAAUCCAGUGGCACAAGAAAUUCGGGAUUACUAUUUUAAGGAUAAACCAAUAUCAGAAAAUUCGUUUUCGACAUUAGUGAAGUUGAUAGGAGAUAGACUAUUUGUAGUCGAUAUAGAAACAGCAGCUAAAUUGCAGGCAUCUAGAAGUUCAUCACCUGUCUACUUCUACUACUUUACAUACAUUGGAACACACAGUUUAUCAGAUUUUUUAUCCGGAAAUACUGAAAAUUAUGGUGCAAGUCAUGGAGACGAUACAUUGUAUGUUUUAAGAACCCACAUGCAAAAGAAUUGUACCGAGGAAGAUAUAAAAAUGGCGAGCCUAAUGAGAGACCUCUGGUCUUCAUUCGCUCAUAUAGGCAUUCCUCAUAUAAAUGAUGUAAUUUGGCAACCGAUUUCUCGGAAUAAAGCCCAUCCACUCAAAUACUUACACAUUGGGUCACCAUCGAGACUUCAAAUGGCCGCUAACGAUAAUUUAGGAAAUAAGGAAUUCUGGGACUCCCUGCCGUACAAAGAAAAUUAUAAAUUGUUCAAUCAAAAAGAUGAACUUUAAAUGAGUUCUGUCUGGUCGUAAAUAUUAAAGGUUAACUUUUUAAUGUGUAUUAACUUAAUAACAACUAAUAUGGCAACACUGGUAGUAACUUCUACGUCAUAAUU
Messenger RNA from Agrilus planipennis (emerald ash borer), 1751 nucleotides. Its product is annotated as venom carboxylesterase-6-like. The transcript has 10 exons. NCBI's taxonomy places the organism in Eukaryota, Metazoa, Arthropoda, Insecta, Coleoptera, Buprestidae. The record is from RefSeq and is a predicted model, not a curated record. The annotation marks the transcript as partial.